Molecule: messenger RNA, 4286 nt
Organism: Marmota monax (woodchuck)
Lineage: Eukaryota; Metazoa; Chordata; Mammalia; Rodentia; Sciuridae
Gene: Cilp
Product: cartilage intermediate layer protein
Exons: 9
Coding region: 234-3788 (1184 amino acids)
Molecular function (GO): carbohydrate binding
Source: RefSeq, a predicted model, not a curated record
CACUGCUGCUUCCCAGUGGCUGGCUGCCACAGGCUGAGCCACCAGCUGUGCUAUAUAAGGCCCACGCUGGACUGCGGGAGAGGCGAAGACUUGGACCCCCGCUAAGGAGUCCUGCUCAGGACACGGUCAUUGGAUCUGAGAAGAUUUCCAGGGAACCACAUUCCUAAGACAAGCUGACUCUGAAACACCCUCGCCCAUCUCCUGCCACAUUCUCACAAGGCCUGGGGAAAAGAAUGGUGGGAACAAAGGCCUGGGUGUUCUCCUUGCUGGUCCUGGAAGUCACCUCUGUGUUGGGGAGGCAGACGAUGCUGACUCAGUCAGUGAGAAGAGUCCAAACUGGGAAGAGGACCCCCAGCACCUUUUCUAAGCCUGCUGAUCCCCUGGAGAGUCCAGGUGAGUGGACAACAUGGUUCAACAUUGACCACCCCGGCGGACAGGGUGACUAUGAGCGGCUGGAUGCCAUUCGCUUCUAUUAUGGAGAUCGUAUGUGUGCCCGUCCCCUGAAGCUAGAAGCUCGGACCACUGACUGGAUACCUGCGGGCAGCACUGGCCAGGUGGUCCAUGGUAGUCCCCGUGAGGGCUUCUGGUGCCUUAACAGAGAGCAGCGUCCUGGCCAGAACUGUUCAAAUUACACUGUGCGCUUCCUUUGCCCACCAGGGUCCCUGCGCCAAGACACAGAGCGCAUCUGGAGCCCUUGGUCACCCUGGAGCAAGUGCUCAGCUCCCUGUGGUCACACUGGGGUCCAGACUCGCACACGCACCUGCUUGGCAGAGUCGGUGUCACUAUGUGAUGAGGCUACUGAAGAGGGCCAGCUCUGUGUGAGCCAGGCCUGUCCAGCCUGUGACCUGACCUGCUCCAUGGGCCAGGUGAAUGCUGACUGUGAUGCCUGCAUGUGUCAGGACUUCAUGCUUCAUGGGGCUGUCUCCCUUCCUGGGGGUGCCCCAGCCUCAGGGGCCACUGUCUACCUGCUGACCAAGACGCCUAAGAUGCUGACCAAGACAGACAGCCAGGGGAGGUUUCAAGUCCCUGGCUUGUGCCCUGAUGGUAAAAGCACCCUGAAGAUCACGAAGACCAAGUUUGCCCCUAUUUUGCUCACAAUACCCAAGAGUCAUCUGAAGACAGCCACCAUCAAUGCAGAGUUCAUGAGAGCAGAGACUCCGUACAUCGUGACGAACCCAGAGACAAAAGCACGGAGAGUUGGGCAGAGCGUGUCCCUGUGCUGUAAGGCCACAGGCAAGCCCAGUCCCGACAAGUACUUCUGGUACCACAAUGACACAUUGCUGGAUCCCUCCCUCUACAAGCAUGAGAGCAAGCUGGUGCUGAAGAACCUGCAGCAGGACCAGGCUGGAGACUACUUUUGCAAGGCACAGAGUGAUGCUGGGGCUGUAAAGUCCCAGGUUGCCCAGCUGACUGUCAUAGCACUUGAUGAGAGUCCCUGCAACCCAACCCCUGAGAGCUACCUUAUCCGGCUUCCCCAUGACUGCUUCCAGAAUGCCACCAACUCCUUCUACUAUGAUGUGGGCCACUGCCCGGUCAAGACCUGUGCAGGGCAGCAGGAUAAUGGGAUCAGGUGCCGGGAUGCUGUGGAGAACUGCUGUGGCAUCUCCAAAACUGAGGAGAGGGAGAUCCAGUGCAGUGGAUAUACGCUGCCCACCAAAGUGGCCACGGAGUGCAGCUGCCAGCGGUGUACAGAGACCCGGAGCAUUGUGCGGGGACGUGUCAGUGCUGCUGACAACGGGGAGCCCAUGCGCUUUGGCCAUGUGUACAUGGGGAACAGCCGUGUGAGCAUGACUGGUUACAAGGGCACUUUCACCCUCCAUGUCCCCCAGGACACUGAGAGGCUGGUGCUCACAUUUGUGGACAGGCUGCAGAAAUUUGUCAACACUACCAAAGUGCUGCCCUUCAACAGGAAGGGGAGUGCUGUGUUCCAUGAGAUCAAGAUGCUCCGCCGGAAAGAGCCCAUCACUCUGGAAGCCAUGGAGACCAAUAUCAUCCCUCUUGGGGAGGUGGUUGGAGAAGACCCUGUGGCGGAACUGGAGAUCCCAGCCCAGAGUUUUUACAGGCAGAAUGGAGAGCCCUACAUGGGAAAAGUGAAGGCCAGUGUGACCUUCCUGGAUCCCCGGAAUAUUUCCACAGCCACAGCUACCCAGAGUGACCUGAACUUCAUCAAUGAUGAAGGAGACACCUUCCCUCUUCGGACAUAUGGCAUGUUCUCUGUGGACUUCACAGAUGAGGCCAACUCAGAGCCACUUAAUGCUGGCAAGGUGAAGGUCCACCUUGACUCGACCCAGGUCAAGAUGCCAGAGCAUGUGCCCACAAUGAAACUCUGGUCCCUCAACCCAGACACAGGGCUGUGGGAGGAAGAAGGCGAUUUCAAAUUUGAAAGCCAAAGGAGGAACAAAAGGGAAGAAAGAACCUUCCUGGUGGGCAACAUGGAGAUCCGUGAGAGGAGGCUCUUUAACCUGGAUGUCCCUGAAAGCAGGAGGUGCUACAUCAAGGUGAGGGCCUACCGGAGCGAGAGGUUCUUGCCCAGUGAGCAAAUCCAAGGGGUUGUAGUCUCUGUGAUCAAUCUGGAGCCCAGAACUGGCUUCUCAUCCAACCCGAGGGCCUGGGGUCGCUUUGACAGUGUCAUCACAGGCCCCAAUGGGGCCUGUCUGCCUGCCUUCUGUGAUGACCAGUCCCCUGAUGCCUACUCUGCCUAUGUCUUGGCAAGCCUGGCAGGGGAGGAACUGGAAGCAGUGGAGUCUGCUCCUAAAUUCAACCCAAAUGCCAUUGGUGUCCCUCAGCCCUACCUCAAUAAGCUCAAGUACCGUCGGACAGAUCAUGAGGACCCACGGGUCAAAAAGACAGCUUUCCAGAUCAGCAUGGCCAAGCCAAGGCCCAACUCAGCUGAGGAGAGCAAUGGGCCUAUCUAUGCCUUCGAGAACCUCCGGGCAUGUGAGGAGGCCCCACCCAGUGCAGCCCACUUUCGGUUCUACCAGAUUGAGGGGGAUCACUAUGACUACAACACAGUUCCCUUCAAUGAAGAUGACCCUAUGAGCUGGACUGAAGACUACCUGGCAUGGUGGCCCAAGCCAAUGGAGUUCAGGGCAUGCUACAUCAAGGUAAAGAUCGUGGGGCCAGUGGAGGUGAAUGUGCGAUCGCGCAACAUGGGGGGCACUCACCGGCGGACCGUGGGGAAGCUGUACGGAAUCCGAGACGUGAGGAGUACUCGGGACAGGGACCAGCCCAAUGUCUCAUCUGCUUGUCUGGAGUUCAAGUGCAGUGGGAUGCUCUAUGACCAGGACCGUGUGGACCGCACACUGGUGAAGAUCAUCCCCCAGGGCAGCUGCCAUCGAGCUAGUGUAAACUCCAUGCUACAUGAGUACCUGGUCAACCACCUACCCUUGGCAGUCAACAAUGAUACUAGUGAGUACACCAUGCUGGCACCCCUGGACCCACUGGGACACAACUAUGGCAUCUAUACUGUCACGGACCAGGACCCUCGCGUGGCCAAGGAGAUUGCACUUGGCAGGUGCUUUGAUGGCACAUCGGAUGGCUCCUCCAGAAUCAUGAAGAGCAACGUGGGAGUGGCUCUCACCUUUAACUGUGCAGAGAGGCAAGUGGGCCGUCAGAGUGCUUUCCAGUACCUCCAAAGCACCCCGGCCCGGUUGCCUGCUGCAGGCACUGUGCAAGGAAGGGUGCCCUCAAGGAGGCAACAGCGGGCAAGUAGGGAAGGCCAGCGCCGGCGCGCAGGGGUGGCCUCUCUGAGGAUUCCUGGAGAUGCUCAACAGCCUCUGAGCAACUAAGUCUUGUGGUUCUUCAUACUUUACUCCCCCCACCUCACGUGACAGCCAUUGUGAGACUGAUGCACAAACUGUCACUCAGUUAAUUUAAACACAUCUGUUUUGGUGCAAUUUGCUUGUUUGUUUCUUCAUGCCUUUACUUAUUGUCUUUGUCCCAUGACACUGAUUGGCACAUAGCCCCCAAAAUGACAAAUAAAGCCUCUGUGUGCUAUGUGACAUCUUGACAUCUGCCAUGGGAAACACAAGAAAUUGGCCACUGGUAAAACCCUGUAUCUUUGACUGUUCUUCAUUGAGUGCCAUUAAUGCAAGUGUACUUCCUUUUCUUUUAGCGUGUUUUGCUCAUCUCUGCAAUAAUGAUAAUCUGAUGCUGAAGAUCAAAUAACCAAUAUAAAGCAUAUUUCUUGGCCAUGCUCUGCAAGAUGUAAGCAAGGCCUCCUUCACAAUUCAUACAUAUAGGUGGCGGUGAAAUAAAGAAAUAAACUACAGUGUUUUUACUUGAAA